Molecule: messenger RNA, 1059 nt
Organism: Apiotrichum porosum
Lineage: Eukaryota; Fungi; Basidiomycota; Tremellomycetes; Trichosporonales; Trichosporonaceae
Exons: 5
Coding region: 1-1059 (352 amino acids)
Cellular component (GO): endoplasmic reticulum; plasma membrane
Source: RefSeq, a predicted model, not a curated record
AUGGCGAUUGAGGAAGCUAUUCAAGCCGUCUUGGCGACGACGACCAUCAUUGUCGACCCCCCUGGUGGUACCCACCCCCACCACGCCCCCUACCCCCAGCCCACGGUCGUUCCAGGUCCUACCCACACGGCCUACCACUUCCAGCAUGGUACUCAACUGUCCGCUGUUUUCGUUUGGAUCUUCUUCGGCGUCUUCACCGGAGGACUCGUUGGCACCGCGUUCCUCACAACUCGUGUAGAGCGCCGCCUGCGUGUCUUCCACGUUCUCUCCGGUGUCGCCCUGGCCAUCACGUCCAUGUCGUAUCUCAUGCUCGCGACUGGCCUCGGGAUGACUCACUGUCCGCCUGGCAGUCGCCAUGGCCACCACGGCCACCAUGGCCACCAUGGCCACGACCAUGAUCACCACAAGCCCAAGCAUCCCAUUGAGACUGUCUCCACCAUCGCCAAGGCCGCCGUUCCUGUCGUCGUCCAUGUUGUGCGGCAGCGCCUCUGGAUGCGCGAGGUAGCGCACAUUUUUACUCUCCCGAUCGUCAUCCUCCAACUCGUCAUCCUCUCGGGCAUGCCACUGAUCGCUGGCCUCUGGGCGGCUUUCUGCGGCAGCAUGUCCUGUGUAUGUGCAUUCAUGGGCUUGCACUUUAGUGCGCAGCGCAAACUCCACGUUCGGGCAGAGUUUGUUGCUUGGGCCAUCGUCGCGCUCACCUGGGGCGGGAUCAUGUUUGCCUACCUCUUCAUAUCGGGUGUUCGCGCCAGCAAACUCCGUCCCCGCAAGACUCAGGGCAGGUACUAUAUGCUCACUGCGCUGAUCUUCAUCGGGUACCUCCUCUUCACCGUAUUCUACAUUAUUGGAUCAGGACUCGGUAUUCUCUCCGUCAACGCGGAGAACAUUGCCCUUGGAAUAACCGAUGUUUCCACUCAGCUCGGAUUUGUAUUCUUCCUCCUCCUCACGCACGUUCACGAUUCCGAGGACGACACGUACACCUUCCCCGCCUGGUUGGCCGAGCCCCGCGGAGACGGCCGUGGCGAAUAUGCGCCAGUGGCUACCGGCGCAGAGGCCAGCUAA